AUGGCUUCUCCACUGAUGGCGCCUCAAAUAAUGCAUUCCUGGUUCCCGUGGACGCAAAAGCCACUCAUCCUUAGCGCGCCCAUGUACGGGGUCUCCAAUGCGACUUUGGCAGUAGAGGUGUCCAAGGCGGGCGGAUUCGGCAUUAUACCGGCCGGGUUCAACUUCAGCCCCGGACAUCCCCAGGUGGUCGCUUUGGAGGCGGAACUCAUCCUGGCGCGGAAACUCCUGGGCAUGACCAGCGAGCCGGGCAAACAGAUGCCCGUCGGUGUCGGGUUCAUCACCUGCCACGAAACAGUCGCCCACUUCAGUGAAACGGUGCUGCCUCUGCUGGAAGAGCACAAGCCCGCGGCCGUCUGGCUUUUCGCGCCGGACCCAGCGUCGCGUGUGCGCGCUCAUCCAGAUAUUAUCCGCCGCCUUCAUGAGAGUGGGAUCAAGGCCAUUGUUCAGGUCGGCAGCGUGGCCGCGGCACGAGAAGCCAUCCAGGAUGGCAGCGACAUCAUCGUGGCCCAGGGCACAGAUGCGGGAGGUCACCAGUUCGCGCUCGGGGCGGGGCUGAUGACGCUCGUUCCUGAGAUUAGAGCGAUGAUGCAGGCAGAGUUCCCUGCUCGUCAAGUCGGUCUCGUGGCUGCAGGAGGAAUCAUGAAUGGUGGCGGUGUUGUCGCUGCACUCGCGCUAGGCGCCGAGGCUGUUGUACAAGGCACAAGAUUUAUCGUGGCGAGAGAGUCGACCGCGUCGGAGUCGUACAAGGGCACAGUUCUCAGAGCGCGCGAUGGCGGCGCCAUAACCAUCAAGUCGACGAUUCACGACGACAUCCAGGGGACGCCCAUCUGGCCGAGCCUUUACGACGGACGAGCCAUCAUGGGAGACUCGUAUCACGAUCAUGAAGCCGGCCUUUCGAUGGCGGAGAACAUCAAGAAGUACCAGGACGCGAAGCAGUCGGGCGACGUGUCUCGAUCAAUUACGUGGUGCGGAACCGGCGUUGGCCUUGUAAAUGACGAAAUGACGGUAAAGGACAUGCUCAACACGCCUUGCUACUAUGAACCGCGCUCCAACUCACCUAGCACGGCCCCUUCCGAUUCUCCCGAUUUGAUAGCGACGCGAUCGUCGAGCGAGUCCAGGACGGUAGACGCUUGGACGACUCUCGAGUACAGCUCUCACGAACCCGAUGCUCUAUCGAGGAGGCUCAAGCUUGACUGGCGCCAGACGGCGUCGCUGUACUUCCAGACCGUUCACCCUUGGUUCAGCAUUCUGCGCCAAGACAAGUUCGAAGAGGCCCUCCUCCGGCUCCAGUACGCGGGCGUACAAAGCGAAAGAGGAUAUCACGACACAAAUUCUAGUCCGCAGGAUGACGCCUACGAGUUGCUAAUCAUCUGCAUGCACCUUCUCACCACGACAGCACAUACCCACGGAGACGACGAUAUCAUCGUCAACCCCCUCUACCAAAACGCCAAGCAACGGUUUGCCUCCGUCUCAUACCUAUCAGAUCCGACUUUGGAGUGGAUUCAGGCUGGACUCUUAAUAUCGCUCUUCGAGUUUGGAAAUGGCAAGACCAAGCUGGCCUAUCGGAGCUUGAGCGAGACAGCCACCCUCGCUCGACUAGCUGGAGUCAACCCCGGACAGUACCAAAAGGACCUACACUCGGAAUUCGACGUGGACGCUGAGUGCCGGCGAGCUCUCUGGUGGGGCAUCUUUAUCCUUGACCAAUUUGCCCACCUAGAUCCCGCCCUCAGAAAUUUGCCGAGCCUAUCCAGCAGCCCCGACAAUGAUGCCCUGCUUCCUACUGCGGGCGUAGUUGUGGAUGGCGACCGCCUCCAAAGUUACGUCGUCAACUUGCCUGUCAGUGCGCCCGUCUCCAUCGCCCUCGGCGGGUUCCAGAGGGCUGCCCAAGCAGCUACCGUGCUGUACCAAGCUCGCGAAUGGGACAGGAGAGUUCGGCAAGGCGACGCCGACCGCGGUGUCUCUAGCUUUGAGGACCUAGACGGGAGGAUACGAGCACUCCUCGAUGCCAUGCUUAACCAGUGCCACAGGUGGGAAGUCUUUUGUGACGCGCUUGCCAUGUGUAUAAGCUCCCUCUUUGUGUUAUACGGGCCAUACCUCCCACGUCAGUCGAUUUCAGCCCCGCCACCCCAAGACACGACAAGCUGCGACGAGGCAAAGGCCGUCGCAGCAAUAGGGUUCGCGGUCAAGUUUGUUGGCGACCUGGCGGUCAACUUCAACUCCCAGAUAAGCCAGCAUGCCCUGCGAUUAGCGAACCUCGCACCGCCCGCCCCGUUUGCUUGCUUUCUGGCCGUCGAGCAUAUGCACGUCGUCGAGGGAGACCUGCCAGACCCCAGCGAGCGGUACCUGGAGAUAUUUGAGACGUUGAAGACUUUUGGCAAACGCUGGAAAGUCGCAGCCGAUUUGCUCGACCUAGCCCUUGUACGGAGCAGGUCAGUAGACGUGUCUGAUAAUUGA
Molecule: messenger RNA, 2454 nt
Organism: Purpureocillium lilacinum
Lineage: Eukaryota; Fungi; Ascomycota; Sordariomycetes; Hypocreales; Ophiocordycipitaceae
Source: RefSeq, a predicted model, not a curated record